AUGGAGUUGAAUUAUAGAAACCACGACCAUAGUGGUUCUGACGGUAGUCACUCUAAUGACUAUGAGCUGAAUGAAGUUGAGAAGCAACCUGUUGAAGAUGUCAAGACCACCAACGUAAAUACUAAUGACUUUGAGUAUGACUAUGGUGAUGAUUUCACAAACUCUUCUGAGGCUGCUACUGUUGAAGAAACCAAGCUAAAACUUGGUUUCAUUAGUAGAUUGGCUCUUAAGAUGAACGCAGAGACCAAAGGUGUUGAACCAGUUACAGAUGAAGAGAAGACCGAUGACUCAGUAUUGAACGCCGCUUCCAUGUGGUUUUCCGCCAACUUGGUGCUGGCUUCUUAUGCUCUUGGUGCUUUGGGUCCUAUCGUCUUCCGUCUGAAUUUUGGUACUAGUGUCUUGACCAUCGUGUUCUUUAACAUGAUUGGUUUGGUUUCCGUUGCGUUCUUCUCUGUCUUUGGUGCCGAGUUUGGUCUAAGACAAAUGAUUCUAUCCCGUUUCCUUGUUGGUAAUGUCACAGCCAGAGUGUUUGCAGCUAUUAAUGUUGUCGCCUGUGUUGGUUGGGGUGUCGUUAACACUGUUGUUGCCGCACAAUUACUUCACAUAGUUAACCAGGGAAGCCAUCAACUACCUCUGUGGGGUGGCUGUCUAGUCAUCGUUGGUGGUACAGUUAUGGUCACUUUCUUUGGGUACAGUAUCAUUCACGCUUAUGAAAGAUGGUCCUGGGUUCCUAAUUUUGCUGUGUUCUUGGUCAUUAUCGCAAGACUACAUAAGUCUGGCCAAUUUAGUAAUGGUCCAUGGACUUCGGGUGCUACCACUGCUGGUGGUGUCUUGUCUUUCGGUUCUGCAAUUUACGGUUUCGCCGCUGGUUGGACUACUUACGCAGCUGACUACACUGUCUACAUGCCAAGAACAAUGAACAAAUUCAAGAUUUUCUUCUUCCUAUGUGCCGGUCUGGCUUUCCCAUUACUAUUUACCAUGAUCUUGGGUGCCGCCUCUGCUAUGGGUGCUGUUAACAACCCAGAGUGGAUGGCCUUGUAUGACAAGGACAACAUGGGUGGUUUGACUUAUGCUAUUUUGGUUCCAAACUCCCUACACGGCUUUGGUGAAUUUUGCUGUGUCUUGCUAGCCAUGUCUACUAUCGCCAACAAUAUUCCUAACAUGUACACCAUUGCUUUGUCUGUGCAAGCUCUAUAUGAACCAUUCUCAAGAGUUCCAAGAGUCGUCUGGACCCUAGCUGGUAACGCAGCUGUUGUUGGUAUCUCCAUUCCUGCAUCUUAUUACUUUGAAGGCUUUUUGGAAAACUUCAUGGACUCUAUCGGUUACUAUUUGGCUAUUUACAUUGCUAUUUCCCUAUCCGAACAUUUUAUCUACAGAAGGGGUUUCAAAGGUUACAACAUCGAGGACUGGAACAACUGGGACAGGUUGCCAAUUGGUAUUGCUGGUUGCUCAGCUUUGUUUGUCGGUGCUUUCGGUGUCGCCUUGGGUAUGUCUCAAACUUACUGGACUGGUGAAAUUUCAAGACAUAUCGGUAAGCAUGGUGGUGAUAUUGGUUUCGAAUUGGGUAUGAGUUGGGCUUUUAUUGUCUUUAACAUUGUCAGACCUCUAGAAAUCAAGUACUUUGGUCGUUAA
This is a messenger RNA of Nakaseomyces glabratus, 1632 nucleotides long. It is a transcript of the gene FCY21, whose product is annotated as cytosine permease. Gene Ontology annotation, biological process: transmembrane transport; cytosine transport. Gene Ontology annotation, cellular component: fungal-type vacuole membrane; plasma membrane. Gene Ontology annotation, molecular function: nucleobase transmembrane transporter activity. The record is from RefSeq and is a predicted model, not a curated record. NCBI's taxonomy places the organism in Eukaryota, Fungi, Ascomycota, Saccharomycetes, Saccharomycetales, Saccharomycetaceae.